UUUGUUUCCCUCUUUAGGGUUGCUACAUUGACCCCACUCCCGCCUCCUCCCGCAGUCAGACCCGUCCUGACCCGGUGUGAGUUCGUGCGACCCGGACCGCGACAGUCCCGCUCUACCCCGGCUCACCCGGCCCCGUCCAUCGGUUCACAGCCGAGCGGCCUCGGGAGCAGCAGCAUCGACUGAACUCUCCGGACAGGGAGAACAAACCGGUUCCAGGCCCAUUGACGUCACACCCGGAUAUCGGACUGUUUUCCCGGGACCACACUGAUCACCAACCGGUUACGAUAUCAGAGCAGAAACGCCGCUCCCUGAUCCGAGGAAUGUCUGCGUGUCGGAAUCCGUCCUGCGGACGGGCAGCAGCUUGCACACAGAAAGUCGCGCUGUGAGUCUCACAGAACAGCAGCACCGGCUCCUCGCCCGAUUGUCUGGCAUGAAGUUGGAAGAAAACGAGUUGAAAAUAUAUCCACACGGAGACUGAAUAUUCUUAGUGAAUUAAGGGUAUCACCAGAAGGCGGCGCUGUCCUGCACCGGGAUCAGAGUGUAGACAAGACGACGACAAUCAACAACCGUCAGUCAGAAUCAGAAUGGCUACAGGUGGGAAAUUAAAUCGGGUACAGAAAGUACUCAAGAGGCUUUUACCAGGCAGCUCAUCGAGGGAAAAUGAUCGGGAUACGGGAAGCAAGGUUCCAAAGCAGGGUCAGAUUGAGAGCAAUGUCCCAAUGGAAUGCGGUCCGGCCGCAGAGGAGGAGAAGCAAAUUCAGCCCAGAGACAGUGACGUCAGAGACACUGAGCAGGACCCUGGAACCGGCACAAGUGAGGCAACUGCCUGUCAGCCCAGAGACAGUGACGUCAGAGACACUGAGCAGGACCCUGGAACCGGCACAAGUGAGGCGACUGCCUGUCAGCCCAGAGACAGUGACGUCAGAGACACUGAGCAGGACCCUGGAACCGGCACAAGUGAGGCGACUGCCUGUCAGCCCAGAGACAGUGACGUCAGAGACACUGAGCAGGUCCCUGGAACCGGCACAAGUGAGGCGACUGCCUGUCAGCCCAGAGACAGUGACGUCAGAGACACUGAGCAGGACCCUGGAACCGGCACAAGUGAGGCAACUGCCUGUCAGCUCGGAAACUCAUUAAACACGGAAUUGUCGAGUGCCCAACAGGGAGUGGAGUUUACAAUCUCCGACCUCCUGGCAGAGGGGGGCGAGUAUCGACUGUAUCAACUGACAAAGUUCUACAGGGACAGACUCAAACAUGCAAUUGAAGAGAAAGUUGAACGACUCGGUUGGAUGUUGACAAAGGAUGGACAUUUCAGUCGAGAAGAAAAUGAGAAAGUCACUGAACUGACAGAGAAGGGAAACCGGACAGAGAGUUCCAGACUCUUCCUCAGUUUGGUGAACGGCAAAGGCUCCCGGGCCCGACAGGCGAUGUGGGAAUCCUUUGUGAUGUGGAGGACUGAGUUACCGAAGUUGGACAGGAUACUGAGGGAGAUACAGGAGCUCGGUCCUGACCCAGAGGAAUACAUGAACAUCGCACAAGGGUUGUCUGAGUUACCCACUGAACUGACAGAUGUUCAACAGAAACACAAGGAGACUCUGCGGGCACAAACUGAAACACUGAGAGUGAACACGAUCCUGAUGAGGGAGAAGGUGAAGGUUUUCCAGCUGAUUGAUCGAUACACAAAGCUCACGGUCAUUUCUACUCUUCGAGAUCGGAGACUGGUGGAACACGAGCUGCUGGCAAGAGGCAGAGACCACGAGGAUUAUAUAGAGAAACAUCUCCGUGGAGCGUUAGAAAAAAUAGAGACUGCUCAGUUAUUCCACAGCAGUUUUUCCCGGAGAAAAUCCAAAUCUGGCAGUUCUGCAGCAGUAGCCGGAGUGCCAGGAAUCGGGAAAACAACAAUGGUACAGAAGAUUGUUUAUGACUGGGCCGCAGGGAAAAUAUUCCAACAAUUCCAGUUUGUCUUCAGUUUCAAAUUCCGGGAUUUAAACUCCAUUAACUGCAGAAUAAACCUGAGGGAACUGAUUCUGGAUCAGUAUCCUUACUUUGGGAAUAUCCUGAGAGAGGUCUGGAAGAACCCAGAGGCAUUGCUGUUUAUAUUCGAUGGUUUGGAUGAAUUCAAGCACACAAUUGAUUUUGCGGACAGUCGGAGAUACACAGAACCCAAGCACCAGUGCCCAGAUCCCGAGUGGUGGUGUGAAGUGUCGGACAUUGUGUACAGUUUAAUCCAGGGCAAACUGCUCCCAGGGUGUUCAGUGCUGGUGACCACCCGCCCCACUGUGUUACAUUUAUUGGAAAAAGCGGAGAUCAGUGUCCGGGCUGAAAUCCUGGGAUUUGUUGAUGAGGAACGGAAGGAAUAUUUCAUCAAGCAUUUUGAAGAUCAGAUGGUGGCAGCAACUCUUUUCAAACAUGUGCAGGAGAACGAGAUCCUGUACACCAUGAGCUACAACCCCUCCUACUGCUGGAUCCUCGCUCUGGCACUGGGCCCCUUCUUCACAGAAAGUGUCAGGGACCCGCAGAGAGUUCCCAAGACCAUCACCCAACUGUACUCCUACUAUAUUUACAAUAUCCUGAAAAACCACGGCCGUGAGAUUGAGAGACCCCGUGAUGUGUUUCUCAGGGUGGGUCAGAUGGCCUACAGAGGAGUGUCCGAGAAGAAGAUUGUGUUUACAGACGGAGAUUUGAUCAAGUUCAAUCUGCAGCCUUCCCAGUUCCUGUCCGGGUUCCUGAUGGAGCUUUUGGAGAGAGAGGAUUCUGCCCACAGUGUGGUGUACACAUUCCCACACCUCACCAUCCAAGAGUUUGUAGCUGCAGUCGCACAAUUCCUGACCGUACAUCCCGAGGAUAUACUGAAAUUUCUCACUGAAGCCCACAACACAACAGAUGGGCGAUUUGAGGUCUUUCUCCGAUUUGUUGCUGGUCUCUCCAACCCAAUGACAGCUCGGGGCCUGGAGGAGUUUCUGGGUCCAUUUCCUCAUCAAACAACCUGCCGGGUGAUUGACUGGGUGAAGGAGGAGGUUAAAGGCCAGAGUGGAAACACUGAUGACAUUGGGAGAAGGAGACUCCUGAACACAUUGCACUACCUGUUUGAGUCUCAGAAUCGUGGACUGGCUCAGGCCGCACUGGGAUCUCUGAAAACACUUUCAUUCAGUGGAAUGACACUGACCCCGGUUGACUGCGCGGUCCUGUCUCAUGCCAUCGGACUCUGUGAUACUAUAAAAGAACUCGACCUGCAGCGUUGCCACAUUCAGUGUGAAGGAAUCCAGCGGCUGGGACCCGGGCUGAGCAAGUGCCAGGAGUUGAGACUCGAGGGGAAUGACCUGGGAGAUUCAGGAGUGAAACUGGUGUCUGCGGCUCUGAGGAACCCGGAGUGUAAAAUACAGAAACUGUGGCUGGGGGAUGUCGGUCUCACAGAUUCUGGUGCCGAGGAUCUCGUCUCCGCUCUCAGUACAAACCCAUCACUGAUGGAGCUGGAGCUGAGUGGUAAUAAACUGGGAGAUUCAGGAGUGAAACUGUUGUCUGCGGCUCUGAGGAACCCGGAGUGUAAAAUACAGAAACUGUGGCUGGAGGAUGUCGGUCUCACAGAUUCUGGGGCCGAGGAUCUCGUCUCCGCUCUCAGUACAAACCCAUCACUGACUUGGCUGGACCUGGGAUUAAACUCUCUGACAGACCGAUCUGUCCCCGAUCUCCGCCGCCUCAUACUGACCCUCCCGAGUCUGGAGCUGAUCUGGCUGUGGGGGAAUCGGUUCAGUGAGACCGGGAAGAAUGAACUGAGACCUCUACAGGGAGUCAGACCCGGACUGGGAGUGAUCGUGUGAACAUCCCCGCCCGUGGAAUGGAGCCGAUUCCCCCCUCCCCUUUAACUACCCCUCCCCCUCCCCUUUAACUACCCCUCCCCUUUAACUACCCCUCCCCCUCCCCUUUAACAACCCCUACCCUCCCCUUUAACUACCCCUCACCCUCCCCUUUAACUCCCCCUC
Messenger RNA from Hypanus sabinus (Atlantic stingray), 3980 nucleotides. Its product is annotated as NACHT, LRR and PYD domains-containing protein 3-like. Bases 585 to 3818 code for a protein of 1077 amino acids. Gene Ontology annotation, molecular function: protein binding. The transcript has 12 exons. Gene Ontology annotation, cellular component: cytoplasm. The record is from RefSeq and is a predicted model, not a curated record. Lineage: Eukaryota; Metazoa; Chordata; Chondrichthyes; Myliobatiformes; Dasyatidae.